GACGGGGUGUUGCGCGGCCUCCGCCGAUUGGGCGCCGGCCCAGUCGGGGAGGGCCGUGUUCGCCUGCGUGCAGGGCUCCUGGCGUAUCCUCUGAUCGUCAGGAAUAACCACUCAUAACAUCAAGAAUGAAGUAACCGCUCAUCAGGCAACGACAACAGCCCCGACUGCAUCAAACGUGUGUACGGAGGUGGGGAUGUGACUCGGAAGUGAUCCUGCCGGAAGUGGGGUUCCGUCUAAUCAGCUGAUGGUGAUGGUGAAGAGGUGGCUGUUAUUGUUCGAGGUUUGAGAAGAAGCCAACGGCCCCUAGACGUGGAUAAGACCGCCCUCCGCUGCCCCUCACCUUGCGAUAUCUUUCCCGCCGGGGGCACAGUGGCACCCGGGUCCUUCUCCCCGGGACGGAUCGGCAUCCGACCAUUUAUACCGGGGACCCAGCAGCUCCCGGGCUCCUGUACCCGGGACAGAGUGGAUCCCGGGUCCCUAUCCCCGGGGCACAGCGAAAGCCGGCUCCUCCUCCAGCAACGGGACAGCCGGGCCUGGAUUCACCCGCCCCCUCGCUUGCAGCCGGGCCAAUGCUCGAUCUGGAAGUGGUGCCCGAGCGGUCUCUGGGGAACGAACGAUGGGAAUUCGCUUUAGGAAUGCCAUUGGCUCAGGGUGUUGCUAUUCUCCAAAAGCAUUGUCGUAUCAUCAAAAACGUACAGGUUCUCUACAGCGAACAGUCGCCACUCAGCCACGACCUCAUCCUUAAUCUCACUCAGGACGGAAUCAAACUACUCUUUGAUGCUUAUAACCAGAGACUAAAGGUCAUUGAAGUUUAUGACUUGAGUAAAGUUAAAUUGAAAUACUGUGGUGUGCACUUCAACUCUCAGGCUAUAGCUCCAACCAUAGAGCAGAUUGACCAGUCAUUUGGAGCAACUCACCCUGGAGUGUACAAUGCAGCUGAACAACUUUUUCAUCUCAAUUUCCGCGGGCUUUCCUUUUCAUUUCAACUGGACUCAUGGAAAGAAGCUCCAAAAUUUGAGCCCAAAUUUGCCCAUGGCCUGGCUUCCCUGCAGAUUCCCCAUGGUGCUACCGUGAAACGCAUGUACAUAUACACUGCAAACAGUCUACAGGAUACAAAAGCUCCCAUGAUGCCACUGAGUUGUUUCUAUGGUAACGUGUAUGCAGAAACUGUUGAAGUAUUAAGCAAUAUCAUGGGACCCCUGGGCCUCCGUCUGCGACUACUGACAGCAGGUUGUGCCCCUGGAGUAUUGGCAGAUACAAAGAUGCAUACAUUUGAACGCUGUGUGUAUUUUGGGGAUUCUUGCCAGGAUGUGCUGAGUGCUCUGGGAUCGCCACACAAGGUUUUCUACAAGUCAGAGGACAAGAUGAAGAUCCACUCUCCUUCCCCUCACAAGCAGGUUCCCUCCAAGUGCAAUGACUACUUUUUCAACUACUUUACUCUGGGAGUGGAUGUCCUGUUUGAUGCCACCACACACCAAGUGAAGAAAUUUGUCCUUCACACGAACUACCCAGGUCAUUACAACUUCAAUAUAUACCAUCGCUGUGAUUUCAAGAUCCCACUUGCAGUUAAACAAGAUGGUGGUGCUGACGGCCAUGCACAAACGUGUACUGUAACCACAUACAGCAAGUGGGAUGCAAUUCAGGAAUUGCUUGGACACCCCAUGGAGAAGCCAGUGGUUCUUCACAGGUCCUCUUCAGCAAACAACACAAACCCUUUUGGCUCAACUUUCUGCUUUGGACUGCAGCGCAUGAUCUUUGAGGUCAUGCAGAACAACCACAUAGCGUCGGUAACACUUUAUGGUCCUCCCAGGCCCAGCAGCCAAUCUCGAACCACAGAACUAACCCAGUGAGCCUCAGUCUCAUUUGAAACAACCAGGACUCUACCGGUUUAGUACAGUGUGCCUUGAUUAGCUGCCACAGUUGUACAGAACAGCAUGAUCUAGUCAAGACUGCAUCCCUGGCCUUACCUGGAUUGAGGGGGAGGGGGUUUCUGGUUUGUCACUGGCCUCGUCACUGGUGAUUGUCCUUGGCGAUGAGGUGUGCAACUCUAUGCUUGCAUUAAGCCAGUUUCUGUCCUCAAGUGGACAGUGCAGACCAAUUGGGUUCUGCCUUGUCAUGAGUCUUGUAGAAGUUGAGGGAGCAGGCAGUGGAGCUGCACAUACAAAAAGCACAAGUUGUACAAGCCUUGAAUGGGCAGUGUUUCAGGUUUCUGUUAAUAGGUGUUCCUGUAGUGUUGUGGAACUCCAUACACUCAUUUCUGUCCCAGCACAGUAUGCAGAGGCAGAAGUUUGUCCAUGUGUUCAGGCACAGCCUCUAGCUUAGACAGUAGCACGUUUUUAUAGAAAUGGUUAUAUCAUUUGCACUACAUACACUUUAAUUACUUGAUGUGUUUUAUCCACUGAGGAGUGUCAGGGUAUAGUGCCAGCUAAUUGGGUAAGACUGGGGCGUGGAGAGGAGUCCAGUCCAUGCACGCAGCCGGUCCCGCUACUCGGUGGGAGUUUUGGGGGGGGUGGGGGGUGGUGGGCAGCAGUGAUGAUUUAUUCAUUUCACCGCACUAUAUUGGGUUGAAAUGCAAUCUUCUGCCAUGUCUUGAAUUGCAUGUUGUUAAUUUGAUGCCAAAGACAUAUCUUCAAUGCGCUUACUUUCCUCAUCUCUGUGCUUUUUCCCAUGAUGGGACUGCACACCCAAGCACGUCAUUGGCCAUUGACAGGUUUUAGUCAGCAGCAGAGAUUGGACACUGCACGCAAGCAGUGUGGAGUCUCUGCUUUACGCAGUAUUCACAAGAGGUCUGUUCAUAGGAAGAUGUGAAGCUACUUGGACUGUUCCCUCAUCAAAAUAUUGAGAGCUUAGUGCUUUUCUUUUUUAAUUAAAACUCUUUUAGCCAUCACUCAUUUUUACAUUGUACAUUGUAGCAACUUGUAAUUAAUAGACAAAUUUUGUGUUUACACUGUGUAUAAAUCUGUAAAUAAUGCAUUUUGUAAUUUUAACAAUGUACAGGGAGUGCCUGUAUAGUUUAAUGGUGAACAAUGAGAAGGAUGUAUUUUGAAUUGUGAUCAAUGUUUUGACUCUGGACCAGUAGCAGGGAUGUGUGAUGUGUGUUAUGGUGAUACUUUGCAUUCUGUCUUCCUGUAAACUGUGAGAUUGCAAACUGUUGUAUCCAACACACGUGGAUGUUGUUUAAAGACUAUGUUACCGUUUACUUUGAAACUGAAAGCUGUUCUCUUGUAGCUGUUGAUCCUUAACUAAACCUGCUUAGUUUAGUGUUUAUUCCUGUGCUCUUUGCUUACAUGGGAAUUAUUUCUGCCUCUUCAUUCAUUUUUCUUUCUGCACAAUCCUCUGACUUUUAUUUUUUUAAAAAAAUGCACAUUUUAAGAGCAUGUAUUCUGCCUCGUGAAUAAAACUGACUCCAGUUCACUGUUUGAGAUAA
Molecule: messenger RNA, 3427 nt
Organism: Chiloscyllium plagiosum (whitespotted bambooshark)
Lineage: Eukaryota; Metazoa; Chordata; Chondrichthyes; Orectolobiformes; Hemiscylliidae
Gene: phaf1
Product: phagosome assembly factor 1
Biological process (GO): Golgi to plasma membrane protein transport
Cellular component (GO): synaptic vesicle membrane; dendrite; trans-Golgi network
Source: RefSeq, a predicted model, not a curated record